CAGCCUCGUAGCCUAGCAUGUACCUAUGUAUAUAUAUUUGUAAACUCAUUCUGGGAAAUAGGGGAAUAAAACCUAAUUCCAUACACCGUAGCUUUGUUCUCUCUUGUUAGCACAUAGCCACAUACAGUAGCUCGGUUCUCUUUUGACACACUCAACCAUCAACCACCUAGGUAAGGACGAGUAAUCCAACCCUUUGAAUCAAAUGACUGAUGAGAAACCAAAUACUAGUACAUAAAUUGGGGGUGCCUAGACUUGGCAUCAAAUUCCACUGUCCUCAUUUUCUCCGACAUCCGUCGCGAAACAGCCCGAACUGAAUUCGUGAAGCAAUGUCUCGAUCCCUGAUCUCUCAUUCUAUGCACGUUGCAUCACCCGCCUCACGUAAGAAUCCUGAUUUGCCCAUCUUUCGCCGCUCAUCCGCCCACUUCACGGCCAGUCUUGGUCCGCAGCUCCGGCUACCGAUGUUCCUCCGAUCAGCUGCCACCCUUGCUAGAAGCUGCGCUGCCCUUGCAUUUGACUUUAAAGGUGGCCAAGGCAGAAUGGUUGGAUUACAUGAAGUUGAACUUAAAGUGCGGGACUAUGAAUUGGAUCAAUAUGGUGUGGUAAACAAUGCUGUAUAUGCAAGUUAUUGCCAACAUGCUCGUCAUGAACUUCUGGAAAGAAUAGGUGUAAAUGCUGAUGCAGUUGCACGCUCUGGUGAUGCAUUAGCACUUUCAGAGCUUUCACUUAAGUUUCUUGCACCUUUAAGGAGUGGAGACCGGUUUGUUGUGAAGGUGAAGAUAUAUGACUCAUCAGCUGCUCGUUUGUUCUUUGAGCAUUUCAUCUUUAAGCUCCCAAAUGAAGAGCCAAUUCUUGAGGCUAGAGGUGUAGCAGUAUGGCUCAACAAAAGUUAUCGACCGGUACGCAUACCUGCGGAGGUUAGAGCCAAAUUUGUUCGGUUCCUUCGUGAGGAAGAAUAAGACUAACACUUGCAGUAAAGGGGCUCUUCUAGUUCUAGCUCUUCUAGUUCUACCACAGAUUUAUGUAAUCUUGUGGUGUAUGUAAGCUUGUAAUUUUAGGUAGGAAGCCUAUACUUCAACCCUCAUUCUUCUAAAUGUGUGUAUUAAAAAAAGAAAGAAAGAAAGAAAAGAACUUCCAGUUGCAACUGUCUAAAUCAAUAUCGACACUUCAGAACCAGAAAUGAGUUAUAUUUAUGUUAUACCGGUAGUACAUGAUAAUGAUAUGUUUGGCAUUACGUUGGAACUAUCAGCGAAAUUGCCCUUCUCC
This is a messenger RNA of Cuscuta epithymum, 1263 nucleotides long. Lineage: Eukaryota; Viridiplantae; Streptophyta; Magnoliopsida; Solanales; Convolvulaceae. The record is from the annotation of a GenBank genome assembly.